Messenger RNA from Myotis daubentonii (Daubenton's bat), 1230 nucleotides. It is a transcript of the gene PMM1, whose product is annotated as phosphomannomutase 1. The record is from RefSeq and is a predicted model, not a curated record. Gene Ontology annotation, molecular function: phosphomannomutase activity. Gene Ontology annotation, biological process: GDP-mannose biosynthetic process; mannose metabolic process; protein N-linked glycosylation. Gene Ontology annotation, cellular component: cytosol. Lineage: Eukaryota; Metazoa; Chordata; Mammalia; Chiroptera; Vespertilionidae.
AUCUAAUCGCCCCUUCUAGCCGCCGUUCAGACAGACACGUCCCGGGAGUGAGCGGGGCGCGCGGAGCUGCAGCCAUGGCUGCGGCCGCUGAGGGCGCCCGCAGGAGGGAGCGCGUCCUCUGCCUGUUUGACGUGGACGGGACCCUCACACCGGCUCGCCAGAAAAUCGACCCUGAGGUGGCUGCCUUCCUGCAGAAGCUUCGAAGUCGGGUGCAGAUCGGUGUGGUGGGCGGCUCGGACUACUCUAAGAUUGCUGAGCAGCUGGGAGAGGGGGAUGAAGUCAUUGAGAAGUUUGAUUAUGUGUUUGCUGAGAACGGGACAGUGCAGUAUAAGCAUGGACGACUGCUCUCCAAGCAGACCAUCCAGAACCACCUCGGGGAGGAGCUGCUGCAGGACUUGAUCAACUUCUGCCUCCGCUACAUGGCCCUGCUCAAACUGCCCAAGAAGCGUGGAACCUUCAUCGAGUUCCGGAAUGGCAUGCUGAACAUCUCGCCCAUCGGCCGGAGCUGCACCCUGGAGGAGCGGCUCGAGUUCUCCGAGCUGGACAAGAAGGAGAAGAUCAGGGAGAAGUUCGUGGAAGCUCUGAAGACGGAGUUCGCCGGCAAAGGGCUGAGGUUCUCCCGAGGAGGCAUGAUCAGCUUUGACGUGUUCCCUGAGGGCUGGGACAAACGCUACUGCCUGGACAGCCUGGACCAGGACAGCUUCGACACCAUCCAUUUCUUUGGCAACGAGACCAGCCCGGGUGGGAACGACUUUGAGAUCUACGCCGACCCCCGGACUGUGGGCCACAGCGUGGUCUCCCCUCAGGACACAGUGCAGCGAUGUCGUGAGAUCUUUUUCCCAGAGACAGCCCACGAGGCAUGACCGCGACUUCCAGAGGCCUCCCCCAGGCCUAACGCCACCCUGGCCCUGGUGCUGGAUGGGCCGGCCCUCUCCUUUGGCCCAGGACACCUGCCUCGCAUCACCUGCUGCAAGGCCAGGGUCUGUGCAGCGACUGCCCCACGGCCAGCUCCCGGUGGACUGGCUCCGUCCUGCACCCUGAUGGCCCCGGCUACAGCUGCUGCUUGUACUUCUGAACAGAAUGGGUUUUGUCUACACUGGAGGAGGUGGACGCGAGUGUCUGUACGAGACAGCCCGCCCUGCCUUCCUGUCCCAGUCGGGGUGCAGGGCAGUGGGGAGGGUGUGUACUUGUGAGAACUUGAUCACAAAUAUUAAAGUUCCCACAACAAGG